Molecule: messenger RNA, 1794 nt
Organism: Aspergillus vadensis CBS 113365
Lineage: Eukaryota; Fungi; Ascomycota; Eurotiomycetes; Eurotiales; Aspergillaceae
Exons: 2
Coding region: 1-1794 (597 amino acids)
Source: RefSeq, a predicted model, not a curated record
AUGGUGGACAAGUAUCAACAUCCAGCCAAGUGGUUCCUCCUUACCGUGCUUGCACCAGAGAUUCCUUUCGCCAAAUACUGGGAUGAUCAGGUCCGGGGGCAUUCACUGUUUUACCACUAUGAAACAGUUUUCAGGAAGAAGAACUGGACGAGGACUCAUGUCCUCUUCGCCAAUAUGGGAGGGUUUGCGCUGCGGUGCACUCCCGAUUCCGAGGAUGGUGAACCCGAUUCGAAGAACGAGAAAGCGACUACGGAAGACCAGAACGACCACCAGACCAGUACGAGCCCCCUUGUUGAAGAUGAUACCUCUCUGACGGGGGGACCUAGCACGUUGAAAGCAAUAGCUUCGGCGUCCUGCUGCGUGAAGCCAGAAAAGCAGAUACAAUCUACCCGCACCGGAGAUCCCGCGAAAAAGUUCGAAGAAGUCUUCUAUCUGACAGCCAUUGAAGCCUUAAAACUUCUUUGCAGUAAAGGAACAUCUAUACAAGGGCUAGAAAAUGUAUCGGAGGAGGAAAUCAAUGCUCGUUCGAAGUCGGAUAUGUUCAUGCGGCUCCUUGCCGUGGGCCAAAUUGUCUGGGUAGUUAUCCAGAUCAUAUCACGGUGGGCUUAUGGCCUGGCCGUGACCCAGCUGGAGGUUACUGUUGUUGCUUUUGCGUUCUGUGCGGUAGGAAUGUACAUCGUUAACCAUGGGAAGCCCAAAGGAGUUGAGCUGCCGAUCCUCUUCGGAUAUCCUGGGUCGAAGGAAGCGCUACUAAGAGAACUUCAAGAUUCCACUUUCCCUGAUCCUGAAGGAAAACACAGCAAUUGGAAGUUCUACAGAUGCAAGUAUUGUACCAAAGAGAAGGUACAAAGCCAUGGCGGUACCAGCAAAGCCAACAAAAAAAGCAGCGACGGAAAUGACAAGAACCAUGAACCCGCAAACAAUAACGAAGUAACCGAUGCUAAAUCAGAGACCAUGUCCAGAAGGGACUGUGAGGCGAACACAGAUGUCAAAGAAAGUGAGGUAGUGCCAAAAGGGGCUACAAUGACGAUGAUCUGGACAAGUUCCUUGGAUACAUUCACAGCAAUUGUACAAGGGGUGCGAACAACGCUACAAUCUAGCCGGGACUCGGGUGGUCCAAUUGGCAAUGGAUUUAUUGACGAAUCAGAAGACCCGAGCAGGUUGGGCAAUGUCCUCACUGACUUGUGGAUGUUCAUCGGCAGUAUGAUCUUUGGGGGCAUUCAUCUCAUAGCCUGGGAUUUUCGAUUCCCCACCACAGUGGAGAAAUAUCUCUGGUGGGCGGCGUCAUUGUGGUGUACAGCCUGUGUACUGACCGGCACAUUGCUUUACCUGGCGCUCGACGUACUAAAUACAACUAUGGAGCUCGUAAAUGAAGCGAUGAACCAUGGCAACUCUUCGACACCCGAGGAUACCAAACCCGACGAUGCAGCCGGACCGGCCCCAACGGUCAGCCCCAACCAACCCCAGGCAAAUCCUAACACAAAGCUUGAUACUGGACCCAGUCCAGGUCCAAAGGAAACCCCUAUUAUGGAGGCCGAAAAACCAGCUCCCCCAUCCGAGGACCCACAGAGAGAUAUAGAAUUGCAGAAUUCAACGCCACAGCGCUGGGAGACGAUCGAAAUACUUGCGGACAUUGCGCGUUUAAUACUAAUUCUUUUUGGUUUGUCCUAUAAUCUUCUAUCGGCUUUUCUUCUCAUAUUGCUUCUGGUCUUUUGGGGUUGUUGGACGUUGGCCUUUCUUCCGCCGGACGCUUACAUUGCUACUUGGUCAUCAGAAAUUCCUAAUAUUGGUUGA